Molecule: messenger RNA, 3503 nt
Organism: Physella acuta
Lineage: Eukaryota; Metazoa; Mollusca; Gastropoda; Physidae
Product: beta-lactamase domain-containing protein 2
Source: RefSeq, a predicted model, not a curated record
UAUAAAAUCAUAUGAACUGAAGUUUUGUGGUUAUAAAAAUUAUGUUCCUACUUUUAUAUUUUUUAAAAUAAUUAUUUCUUUUGGUAGUCAAACACUUGUGAUAAGAUCCUUUUUGUUUUCUGUCCAUUAAUUUGACAUCUCGAGUGGUUUUAGCAAAAACAAGUUUUAAGUGCUUGCUACUACUGUGUGUUAGUUAUUCUGACCACAAUAAUUGUGUAGCCCUUGGAUGUAAGUAGUUCCUGUUAAGAAAUCUUGUUUUCAUUUUUUUUUACUAAGUACCACUUGAGCACCUUCAAUUGUCUUCUAUUGUUAUGAUAUCUGUGUGAAAAAAAUAAAUCUUAUAGUAUGUUUAAAGUAAAAGGAUGUCUUUGUGUUGUGAUUUCCACUGCUACUGUAUGUUCUAGUUUGAAGUGUCAUCUGCUUGCUACUUGGUAUCCUACACUGUCAUGAUUAUAGACAUAUAUAAUAUGUAUCUGUAUUUCUGGAUGUGUUUCUAGCCAACCCAUUUUGUCAUUUUUAUCCAGCACAAAAGUGUAACAACUGAGUAGAAGAACUACUGUCUUAAUUGUGUUUGAGUGUGUUAUUGUGUGUGUAAAUGACAUAUAGAGCAUAUGUCCAAAAAAUGUUGUAUUCUAAAUGGAUUCUAUAUAUUUUUAGACAGGACUGAAACUUGUUUUCUAUUUUACAUUUAAAAAGCCAACAAAUAAUAAUAUUUGUUAAAUAAUUUAACUAGGCAUAGUGCUGAACACAUUAUCCCUUCAUAUCCGAAGAUCAAAAAUAUAUGAACUCAACCUACUUCAUCUGCCCAAUGGAUCGCUAAUUCUAAAAUGAAUCUUUUUUUCUUUUAAUUUAAAAGGUUAUUUUAUCAAGUCAAGAUUGUUUUGAACAUCUGUAUUUAAAAUGGGGAUGUUACGAAAUGCUAUUGCAUUUAUAGUUGGUUUAGUUGCUUGGCAGUAUUAUGUCAACAAUUUUCCAAGCACUAAAGUACCACCUAGAGUCUCAGGAUUUUUCCAUCCUUCCUUCAGGAAAGUUGCUGAAACCUACAAACGCAACUUUGAAAGUGGGAAAGAACGAGGUUCUGCUUUUGCUGUGUAUUAUAAGGGUGAACUUCUGGUGGACAUGUGGGGAGGAUGGGCAGACCAUGACCUACAACAACACUGGCAGCAAGACACCAUCACACUGUCUUGGUCCAUGGUCAAGGGAGUCUCAGCUAUAGCGAUAGCUAGGCUUGUGGAUAUGGGACUUCUGAAUUACAAGAAAGAAGUUUACCAUUACUGGCCUGAGUUCAGAGCUAAUAACAAAGAUAACAUAACUGUAGAGAUGUUGGUCAGUCACCAGGCUGGUCUAAUUGGCUUAGAUGAGAAAAUUAGUCUGCUUGAUUACAGAGAUAACUGGACCAAAGUAGAGAAGCUUUUGGCCAAUCAGAAAACAUUUUGGCCUGCAGGAACAGCUGUUGGAUAUCAUGGGUUGACUUUUGGAAUGUACGUUGACGCAUUAGUACGCAAGGUGGAUCCUAAACAUAGAAACAUAUCUCAGUUCCUUGAAGAGGAAAUUUUAAAGCCACUAGAUAUUGAAUUUUAUAUUGGGUUGCCAAAAGAGCAGUAUCACAGGUUUGCAAGGGUUAAACUGGCCAGUUUUUGGGAGCAGCGCUUUUUCUACAGUAGUUUUUAUAAUGCAUUUUUCAACCCCUACUUUAAGAUAGCACUGGAAGUUGUGGAUAUGGGUACUGAGAUGAUGAACCAACCAGAAUAUCUGUCUGUUGGCUUACCAUCUGCAGUAGGGAUAGGAACAGCAAGAGGACUUGCAAAGCUGUACGAUUAUCUUGCCAAUGGGGGCAGCCUGCACGCCAAACGUUUGUUGUCACCAAACAUUGUUGAAUCUUUAACAGAAACUGUGACAAAUGGUUUGCCAAACUUUCUGUUCAUAGCUACACCAGUGGCCAAAGGUUUAAUGAAUUAUACAUCGCCUCAGGGUUUUUCAGUCGUAGGUCACCCAGGCUAUGGUGGAAACAAUGCUUUUGCUGACCGCUCUAAUGGCCUGGGUGUGGCCUACUUCACCAACUACCUGGGUGGGUAUCUCUUCAAUGACCCCAGGGAACAGGACCUUCUUGAUGCCUUUUAUGAAUGCUUCAAGAACUACAAGUCUGAGAAGACAAAUAGAAGAAGCGUCUAACUGCAAUCAGUUUUAGGAUGUUUUUUUUUAAUUAUCCUCCUACAUAAAAGCUGAUGUGUUAACUGAGUCUAAUCUGUUGGUAUUUAAACUAGUUUUUAAAAUAUUUGUGGGAUAAAAACAGAUCAAAUUUAAUCUUUUUUUCCACCUACAUAUAAUUCACAAACAUAUAAUUUACAUACAAUUGAUGUAAAUUUUUAUCACAAAAACACAACUCUUCAUUUACAAACACUUCACAGAUUUGUUCACAUUACUCUUCACUUAUAUAAACUCCAUGUAGAUUUUAUGCUUUUAUUUUUAAUCAAUACAAAUGUGAAGCUCAGGGUGUACGAGCCUCUAAAGAAUUGUAUACCUGAUUUGUCAGAAUGACGGUUAAAUUUGUGGGCUGAAAUGUUUUUAGUGUCUUAGCUAGUGAGAGAUUAUUUAACCAAACAUGUUAGCUAGUUGUCAAUCUAGUGAUGUUUUCUGUUGCAUUUAAUUUAAUCAUUCGUAAUUUAAUUAACAAAUAUUUUCUAUAUACUUAUUAAAUUUACUUGUUCAUACCAUAAUUUUGAUAUACAUUUUGUUAUACUAGAGUACCCAUCACAUAUUGCACACCAUUUUAUAAGGGUUUCAUUAACAUAUUACUAAUUGUGUAUUUUUGGACAUGUGACCUUGUUUUCUAUUUUACCCAAUGCAUAAUCUUUAUUUUUUAAAGUUAUACUUCGUUGAUUGUUUAACGCAUCUUUAGUUACUUGUUCUAUACUGAUGAUAGUUGGUCUUUUUGAAUAACUUCCCCAAGUUUUCAUUGUAGAAUAUAACAUCAUUUACUCUAAGUUACUUUUAAUUAUUUUUUUUACAACUGCUGGAUCAACAUUUUUACAAAUGUAAGUGUAACUGAAAAGUUGUUUAUAAUUAAUUUUUUCUUGUUAUUUUAUAGUUUUGGUAUUCCCUAUCUCCACUUUAAUAAUGUUAAAAAUUAGUCACUGUAUAAUUUAUAAUCAAGGUAAGUACUUGUCACUUUGUGAUCAUGUUAAAAACAUAUCUAUUUGUGAUUACUUUUAAAAAUUUGUCAAUGUGUGACCAUUUAAAAAACUAUUUACCUAGUUAUUUGAACAUGUUAAAAAUUAUUCACAAUGUAAUCAUGUUAAAAACUAUUAUGUAUAUAACUAAAUGUAUUUUAAAUUUGAAAAUAAGCACUUUAUUGUUACUUGUUUUAAUGAUUAUAUGAACACUUCCAUAUGUAAACAUUCCAUUAUAAUGGAUGACAAUCAUUUAAAAUAAAAAUGUAUAAUUAAAAUUUGUUGAUGAAGUUGUUGAAUUAUGAGGUGAAUGCAAUAAACUUUGACUUGGCA